AAAUCGUUGUUCGUUCGUCGCAUGUCGGAAAAGCAGAGGCAAUGUUGUGCUGUGCUGCGGAUUAGUUUGGAUUGCAAUGCAUGUUGUCGAAAAGUAAGAAGGAUUCUCAUCAAUAUAAGAGGGGUUGAUACACACGUGAUCGAGAAGAAGGAAGACCGGAUAAUUGUUUGCGGGCGAUUUAGACCGUCGGAUGUUGUAGUAAAACUGCAGAAGAAGAUGAAACGGAGGGUUGAGAUUCUUGAGGUUGAAGAUCUCACCGGCGGAGAAGAAGGAUUCCAUGACAAUGAGCCACCGUACGAUCGGGAGCAUGAAUACUCCGAACAACAACCUGAUCACAUGACCACGCCAUUAUUGUGUUAGUUCCCUUAUAGUCGUUUGGUCCGUUUAUCCUCUGCAGUAACAUUUGUAAAAAGCAUUGGAAGAAACAAUGUGUAUAUUAAGUUACAAAAAAAAUGUGUAUAUGUACAAAAGUGAUGCUCGUUAUUAAUGAAAUAUUUAGUAUGUUAC
Messenger RNA from Eruca vesicaria subsp. sativa (arugula), 507 nucleotides. NCBI's taxonomy places the organism in Eukaryota, Viridiplantae, Streptophyta, Magnoliopsida, Brassicales, Brassicaceae. The record is from the annotation of a GenBank genome assembly.